AGCCAAAGUCUAUAAGUAGAGCACCGUAGGCGAGCGUUUUCUUUCACCCACCCUAAAAUAGACGCUCACUUUUUCUGUUUGUUUCUUGGGAAAAUUCUACACACUGUUUUUCUCAACCCGCCAGCUGAAUUCCCGCCCCCGGAAAAUAGUUCCAGUCGAAAAUGGCGCAGUUUCAGAACGACGAGCUGGAGUACGUCGUCGACGACUACUUCGACAUCGCCGACUUCGAAGACACCGACGCUUUUGCCGGUAACCAGCUACGGGGAAGCUACGGCGCCUACUCGGACUUUGACGACGACGACUUCGCUGAGAGCAAGGUGAAGACUGAUACUUCGGCAAUGGAAGCUCGAAAUGGGAAGGACAUACAGGGGAUUCCGUGGGAGAGGCUUAACUUCACCAGAGAUAGGUACCGUGAGACCCGAUUGAAGCAGUACAAGAACUACGAAAGCCUCUCUCUGCCUCGCCAGGACCUCGAAAAGGAGUGCUUGCCAGUAGAGAUGGGGAAGACCUUCUAUGACUUUCACUACAAUACAAGGAUUGUCAAGUCCACAAUUGUGCAUUUCCAGCUGAGGAAUCUCUUAUGGGCCACAUCAAAGCACGAUGUAUACAUUAUGCAGAACUUUUCAGUAAUGCAUUGGUCUUCCCUACUCAGGAGAGGCAAAGAAGUAUUGAACGUAUCAAAACCUGUUGUCCCUAUUGAGAAACGACCUGGGUUGUUGGUUCGUCCACUCUCUAGAGUGCAAAUAAGCACUAUGGCUGUGAAGGAAAAUUUAUUGGUUGCUGGGGGAUUCCAAGGUGAACUAAUCUGCAAGCACAUUAAUCAACCUGGAGUUGCUUUCUGCUCAAAAUUAACGACAGAUGACAAUGCCAUCACAAACGCAGUGGACAUUUUCCAAAACCCUUCUGGCUCAAUGAGGGUAAUGACUGCAAACAAUGAUGCUCAAGUUAGAGUUUUUGAUGUCCAAAAUUUCACUUGCCUCACUCGCUUCUCGUUUGAUUGGUCCGUGAAUAACACCUCUGUCAGUCCAGAUGGUAAGCUAGUUGCAAUACUCGGAGAUAGUGCGGACUGCUUGAUUGCUGAUGCUCAGUCUGGAAAAGCUGUUGGAAGCCUCAAAGGUCAUUUGGAUUAUUGCUUUUCCUCAGCAUGGCAUCCGAAUGGACAAGUUUUGGCUACCGGGAAUCAAGACACCACUUGCAGGUUAUGGGACAUAAGGAACCUCUCAGAGUCGCUAGCCGUGUUGAAGGGAAGAAUGGGAGCAAUACGGGCCAUAAAGUUCACUUCAGAUGGUCGGUUUAUGGCCAUGGCUGAGCCGGCAGACUUUGUUCACAUCCUUGACACUCAGUCUGGGUAUAUGAAGGAACAAGAGAUUGACCUGUUUGGUGAAAUCGCCGGAAUAUCGUUUAGCCCCGACACAGAAGCUCUGUUUGUUGGGGUCGCUGAUCGGACGUAUGGUAGCGUGUUAGAGUUCAACAAGAGGCAUCAUAACCGAUAUCUCGAAGCAGUCUUCUAGUACAGUGCCUCCAUAUUCAUACCCUCAUGUCUCUACUGCAAAUACUCUACACACACACACACACAUAUAUAUAGGUUAUGGCGUUUUGGGUGGUUUUUUCUGUGAAGGUGUUCUUUGAGCAAGCAGAAAGGGAAGAAAAUUUGAACUUUUUGGUUUUGUAAAGCACAUUUCAGUCUCAAGUAUGUAUAUUUAUAAACAGCUCGUUUGUUCAA
This is a messenger RNA of Pyrus x bretschneideri (Chinese white pear), 1723 nucleotides long. RefSeq lists its product as uncharacterized. The transcript has 10 exons. The record is from RefSeq and is a predicted model, not a curated record. NCBI's taxonomy places the organism in Eukaryota, Viridiplantae, Streptophyta, Magnoliopsida, Rosales, Rosaceae. Gene Ontology annotation, molecular function: protein binding. The coding region runs from base 162 to 1511 and encodes 449 amino acids.